GGGCGUCCAAGUCCCGGCCUCCGCACCCCUGGGAGCCGGGUGGCCGGGACCGCGACUUCCCGGAGACCUCUCUGCGCCCCCUGGAGCCGCGCCGCCCGCGCCCAGGGUGGUGCCAUGUGGGGCGGACGCCGCUCGCCCGCCGCCUCCCCUCGGAACGCCGCUUCGCUCCUGCAGCUGCUGCUGGCCGCGCUGCUGGCGGCGGGGGCGCGGGCCAGCGGCGAGUACUGCCACGGCUGGCUGGACGCGCAGGGCGUCUGGCGCAUCGGCUUCCAGUGCCCCGAGCGCUUCGACGGCGGCGACGCUACCAUCUGCUGCGGCAGCUGCGCGCUGCGCUACUGCUGCUCCAGCGCCGAGGCGCGCCUGGACCAGGGCGGCUGCGACAACGACCGCCAGCAGGGCGCCGGCGAGCCCGGUCGGGCGGACAAAGACGGCCCAGACGGCUCGGCAGUCCCCAUCUACGUGCCAUUCCUCAUCGUUGGGUCUGUUUUUGUCGCCUUCAUCAUCUUGGGGUCACUCGUGGCUGCUUGCUGCUGCAGAUGUCUCCGGCCCAAGCAGGAGCCCCAGCAGAGCCGCGCCCCUGGAGGAAACCGCUUGAUGGAGACCAUCCCCAUGAUCCCCAGCGGCAGCACUUCGCGAGGGUCCUCCUCCCGCCAGUCCAGCACAGCGGCCAGCUCCAGCUCCAGCGCCAACUCAGGGGCCCGGGCACCCCCAACAAGGUCCCAGACCAACUGUUGCUUGCCCGAGGGGACCAUGAACAACGUGUAUGUCAACAUGCCCACAAAUUUCUCUGUGCUGAACUGUCAGCAGGCCACCCAGAUUGUGCCCCAUCAAGGGCAGUACCUGCACCCCCCAUAUGUGGGGUACACGGUGCAGCAUGACUCUGUGCCUAUGACCCCCGUGCCCCCUUUCCUGGACAGCCUACAGACGGGCUACCGGCAGAUCCAGGCCCCCUUCCCGCACACUAACAGUGAACAGAAGAUGUACCCAGCUGUGACUGUGUAACUCAGGGUGCCGGCCAGGUCCUUUUACGAGACCGAGGAGCCCAGGGAAGCUGUGGACUUGGAAAUCAUUCUCUAAGAGGAAGUCCUCCACCUUGCUGGUGCAGACAGCCCCGUUCUUUUGGAGGACUUCAUUUGGCCCCCAAGUGUAUGAAAACACCUCUUCCCGAAUUAGCCUUUCUGCGUACGUUUCAUCCCAGUGCAUGAUCAAUUUAUGAUGGAAAAAAGCAUCACUUGGAGAUGACUGUGUUGUUGCCCUUGGUUGUGUGACAGAUCAAGGCCUUAAGUGCCCUGGAAUUAUGGCUGUCAGAGGAGUUUUGUAACUGGGUAGACUAAGGGGUUUCAUUAUAUCCUUAUUAGUGUUUCUUUUUUGUUUUUUGACAAAGGUCAAACACAGGUCAGAACACCUGUUCCCUCCCCUUGACCUGGGGAAGAUUCUUAUAAGCAUCCAAGUUUCAGGGGAAGACCUAAAGAACAGAACUAUGAUGAAAGGACAGCCAGUUGGAACUCCCUGAGAUUAGUCCUUGAUCUCAGUGUUUCCCAGGCACAUCUUAAUUUCAUUGUAAAAAGAUCUAUAUAUUUUGUCUAUUUUUGUGCUUUUUUUGGGGUCUAUUUUGUGCUUUUUUUACCUUGUGUAGAGAUCUUAUUACAAAGUGAUUUUCUACAUUAAAACGAGACCGAAAGAAAUUGUAUAGUUACUUAACUAAUGGCAUUACAGAACUCUGGGAUUAUUUUAAGCUUGGAAGGAGCGGCUGGUGUAGUAAUACACCCAUUCAUCUCACUCUCGAUAGUACCCUCUAAUUUGCUGACUUCACAGUGACAUCUGAGAAGAAGCAAUUAGAUGUUUUUAUAUUGAAAUCAUAAACUCUCACCUGCUGCUGCUCUGGGUUACUUUGAAUUUUACCGUGGUAUGGCUUGGCAUUCAUUCUGUUUGGCUUUUGAAUCUCCGUGUCUCCGUAGUACCAUGCGCAGGUAAUUACUGUUAUAAAUGAAGAUCAGGAUUUCUGCCUAGAUCUGAUAAAACAUUUUCUUGUUUCCCUAUAAAAACUCAAAGAAAUGCUUUACAAAGAUGCUUCAUCUGGCUUCUCAGCCAUAACCUGAGACUUGGGAUGAAAUUUAAACCACGAAUAGAAUUUACUUUGCAAAUCAUAAGGCUUUUUAUACUCUUGUUAUCAAAAUGGCUUAUUUUUCAGGCAGUGGGGACUGUUGAGUCAAGAGAAAAGCUUUUCAAAGAGAUACUGCCUUUCUUCCCCCACAAAGUUAGUUUUUGUUUUCCUCUCUCUUUUAGUCCUCAGCAAGCACUGUAUUCAUUACUAAUGAUCUGAAUUAUGAAAUUCAAGUGAGUCUGUGUAUUGUUUACUUAAAAGAAAUAAGUCUAAGUAUGUGCAAGCAAAUUUCCAACUGCUGGCAAAACUGAAGUUUGCAAUUAAAAUAUUGUAAAGUGUGGUCUUUCA
Molecule: messenger RNA, 2452 nt
Organism: Lontra canadensis (Northern American river otter)
Lineage: Eukaryota; Metazoa; Chordata; Mammalia; Carnivora; Mustelidae
Gene: SHISA2
Product: shisa family member 2
Exons: 2
Coding region: 115-1002 (295 amino acids)
Biological process (GO): negative regulation of Wnt signaling pathway; negative regulation of fibroblast growth factor receptor signaling pathway
Cellular component (GO): endoplasmic reticulum
Source: RefSeq, a predicted model, not a curated record